Vigna umbellata (rice bean) is the source of this 3169-nucleotide messenger RNA. The record is from RefSeq and is a predicted model, not a curated record. NCBI's taxonomy places the organism in Eukaryota, Viridiplantae, Streptophyta, Magnoliopsida, Fabales, Fabaceae.
CAUUCACAAACAUGAAAUAAAUUCCACAACUCCAAUCCUAAACUUCGUUUUCUUUUACUCUUAAUUUUUUUUUUAAGUUCCGUAAGAGAAUUUUCCGUUACUAUUUAUAUUUUUUUUUUCGCUUUAUGAACGUCGGCGAUGCCUACGCCGGUGGUUAUUGCGAUACAAUGCCUGACGGUGGAGGCCGCAAAGGCGCUCCACGACGCCGUAUCGGUGGCUCGGCGGCGCGGCCACGCCCAGACUACUUCACUGCACGCCGUCUCUGCUAUGCUUUCCCAGGCAUCCUCUACCCUGCGCGACGCAUGCACACGCGCCCGAAGCGCCGUCUACUGGACGCGCCUCCAAUACAGAGCCCUCGAACUUUCCCUCAGUGUGUCACUCGACCGUGUGCCGUCAGAUUCUUGCGUCGGCGAUGAUCCUCCGGUGUCGAACUCGCUCAUGGCCGCCAUCAAGCGGUCGCAAGCUGAGCAGCGCCGCAAGCCCGAGAACUUGCACCUCCAGCAGCCUUGUUGCGUUAAGGUGGAUCUGCGGCACCUGACCCUGUCCAUCCUCGACGACCCCGUCGUGAGUCGCGUCUUCGCCGAAGCGGGUUUUCGGAGCUCUGAGAUCAAACUCGCUAUCCAUCGUCCCCAUACUAGCCUCAUGCACCAACAACUUCCGCUUCGCCGGAGCUUCCCCUUCCCUUUCUCCGGCGAGGACAACAACGAUCAUCGGAGGAUCGCGGAGGUGCUAUCCCGGAAGGCAGGCAGAAAUCCCUUGCUUCUGGGUGCAUAUGCACGUGAUGCGCUGUGGAGCUUCGCGGAAGCAGUGGAGAGGCAAAACAGCGGCGUUUUACGGGAGUUGUGCAGUUUGCGCGUGACGCGCAUUGGAAGAGAGGUUAUGGAGUUUGUUAGCGGGAGCUGCGGGGAAGAGAGUGUGCGUCGGAGGUUUGAAGAGAUUGGUGAUAUGGUGGAGCAGCGCGUGGGGAAGGGUAUUGUGGUGGAUGUGGGAGAUUUGGAGGAUAUGGUGAACGAGAAAAAUGGUUGGGGUGAGAGUGAGACAGUUAAGUAUGUUGUUGUAGGGCUAGGAAAGUUGUUGGAAGUUAGUUAUGGAAGGUUAUGGCUCAUUGCUGCUGCUACAAAUUAUGAAAGCUUUAUCAAAUUCGUUGGAAGGUUUCCUUCUAUAGAGAAGGAUUGGGACUUGCAGCUUUUGCCAAUUUUCUCUCUUCGUUCUUCAUUCUCUGCUCAAUCAUAUCACACUCGCAGGUGUGAACCGAGUACUCUCGCUGCUUCAACUGUUGAUCUUUGCUUGCCUAACUUACCUCCACGAUUGCACAUUUCAGAAUUAGGAUCAGCAAAAGGAUUAAAUCUUAAGAUAGAAGAUGAUGGUGUCGUGUGGAAUAGUAGUGAAUCUGCAACGCAUAAGAACUUGGACAAGAGGUGCCAGAAUCUGCAUGAAAUAUUCCCUGAUGCAAAUAACACUCCAACAGUUAUGGCGUUCCAAUAUUGUGACAAUAAAGAAAAAGAUGCUAGCAACACCAGCAACAGACUUACACUCACAUCAAGUAAGUACAUCAAUAUCAACUCAGAAGUGCCUGUUGGUAAGCAAACGAUUUCCACAUCACAAUCACGCAGUUUUUUUCCUUUGGAUUUCAAUGCAGGGCAUGAGAAGUAUACUCCAAAACUUUCACAGAAGUUCCAGAAAGUGGAACGUUUGGAUUCAAGUGAUCUAGGAUCAUGCAACAUGUACACUUCCAUUGUUUGUGAUUUGGGAUUAGGAAUGUGCUCCUCUCCUUCCAGUGAUAAAUCUAACAAACCUUCCAGUCAAUUUACAAUUGAACCUCCAAAGGAAAUCUCAAGUUUAUUUUCUUCAGAAGUUAAUGUUGCUGGUGGAAAUAUCUUGAAGCCUCCAUCCCAGCCACCAACCUUAAGUUUUGACUUUUGUAGAAAGGUUGAUCCAAGGAAUCCCAAAAUUCUUUACGAUGUCCUUACUCAGGAGGUUAGCUGGCAAGAUGAAGCCAUUAGUGUCAUCAGCAAAACAAUAGCUGGCAGCCAUACAAAAAAGGUUGGUGCAAAUCAUAGGGGUGACGUGUGGAUGAAUUUUGUUGGACCAGAUAGGAAUGGUAAAAAGAAAAUUGCUGUUACUCUGGCUGAGUUCUUGUAUGGAAGCCGGGAUAGAUAUAUUUUUGUGGAUCUAAGUUCUAAAGAAAUGAAAGGAUGCAAUGUGAAAUUCAGAGGAAAGACUACUCUUGAUUUAAUUGUAGGUGAAUAUUGCAAGAACCCCUUCUCUGUGGUCUUUCUCGAAAAUGCAGACGAGGCUGAUGUGUUAGUUCAAAAUGGUUUGUCUCAAGCCAUGAAAACAGGAAAGCUAACUGACUCACGUGGAAGAGAAGUGGGUGUAAACAAUGCAAUAUUUGUGACUUCUUUCACUGGUCACCAAACAAGGGAACCGUCCAACUGUUCCGAGAGAAUACCAAAGGUAAAAGGGAGGGCUAUAAAAAUAUCAGUUGAACAUGUGAGUGGAGACAUCAAAAGCCAAAGUGUUAGUGUUUGUGAUGGUUCAAUAGAUAACAUUCCCAAUCCAGUUUUAGCAAAUAAACGAAAUUUCAUUAGCUACAAUGAGUUUCAAGAUCAGCACUUAAUCUCAGACAAGGCUAAAAGAGUACACACAGCACCAAAUUUGCAUUUAGAUUUGAAUCUUCCAGCAGAAGAGAAUGAAUCUCAAGUUCAACAUAUGAAUGAUGUGAACUUGGAACAUGCAUCAACUGAGAUCCAAAACCUUUGGUUGCAAGAUUUGUAUAAACUGGUUGAUGAAACAGUUAUUUUCAAACCUUUUAAUUUUGAUGCACUUGCGGAUAGAGUGGUGAAUGUGAUACAAGUAGCCUUACAGAUAGAAUCUGAAGUCAUGGACCAAUUGCUUGCAGCUGCAUAUGCCUCAGAUGGACACAAGGACAUAGAGAAUUGGGCAGAACAAGUUCUCUGUGGGGGAUUUACAGAAGCACAUAGAAGGUACAACCUUACUGAUUGUUUUACGGUUAAGCUUGCUACAUAUUCGCAUCAAGAAUCAAAUGUGUACCUUCCUCCUAGUAUAAUAAUUGAUUAAAUUUCUUAGAAAAUGUUCUUCCAAUUUGGAUGUAUAACUUAGCUGUAGCACAUAAUUGAACUUAAUCUAGCUAAUGCAGAUAUGAUUA